Pipra filicauda (Wire-tailed manakin) is the source of this 1597-nucleotide messenger RNA. It is a transcript of the gene SLC25A11, whose product is annotated as solute carrier family 25 member 11. Gene Ontology annotation, cellular component: mitochondrial membrane. The coding region runs from base 85 to 1011 and encodes 308 amino acids. Gene Ontology annotation, biological process: oxaloacetate transport; malate transmembrane transport; succinate transmembrane transport. Lineage: Eukaryota; Metazoa; Chordata; Aves; Passeriformes; Pipridae. The transcript has 8 exons. The record is from RefSeq and is a predicted model, not a curated record. Gene Ontology annotation, molecular function: thiosulfate transmembrane transporter activity; sulfate transmembrane transporter activity; succinate transmembrane transporter activity.
CGCCCCUCGCGACCCCCCGGGACACCCCCCGGGGCGCCGUGCCCUCCCCCCGGUUCCCCACCCCGGGACCGGGGCCCGCCCGCCAUGGCGGCGGCGCCGGCGGCCGAGAGGCCCAAGACCUCCCCGAAGUCCAUCAAGUUUCUCUUCGGCGGCCUGGCCGGGAUGGGGGCCACUGUCUUCGUGCAGCCCCUGGACCUGGUGAAGAACCGGAUGCAGCUGAGUGGGGCCGGGGCAAAGGGGCGUGAGUACCGCACGUCCCUGCACGCCCUGGGCUCCAUCCUGCGCCACGAGGGGCUGCGGGGUGUCUACACGGGGCUGUCAGCAGGGCUCCUGCGCCAGGCCACCUACACCACCACCCGCCUGGGGAUCUACAGCGUCCUGCUCGAGCGGUUCGGGGGCCCCGACGGGACCCCCCCUCCGUUCCUGGCCAAGGCCGCCAUGGGGAUGACAGCGGGGGCUGCGGGGGCCUUUGUGGGGACCCCUGCUGAGGUCGCUCUGAUCCGCAUGACGGCUGAUGGCAGGCUGCCCCCUGGCGAGCGCCGCGGGUAUCGCAACGUGUUUGAUGCCCUCGUGAGGAUGGCGAGGGAGGAGGGGGUUCUCACACUGUGGAGGGGCUGUAUCCCCACCAUGGCCCGCGCCGUGGUCGUCAAUGCUGCCCAACUUGCCUCCUACUCCCAAUCCAAGCAAUUCCUGCUCGACUCUGGGCAUUUCCGUGACGACAUCCUGUGCCACUUCUGUGCCAGCAUGAUCAGCGGGCUGGUGACCACGGCCGCCUCCAUGCCCGUUGACAUCGUCAAGACCCGGAUCCAGAACAUGCGGACUGUCGAUGGGAAACCCGAGUACCGCAACGGGCUGGACGUGCUGGUGAAGGUGGUGCGGUACGAGGGGUUCUUCAGCCUCUGGAAGGGCUUCACCCCCUACUACGCCCGCCUGGGCCCCCACACCGUGCUCACCUUCAUCUUCCUCGAGCAGAUGAACAAGUGGUACCAGCGGCUCUUCCUCAGUGCCUGACCCCCACUCUGGGGGGGAGGUCAGGGGGAUCUGAUCCCAUUCUGGGGGCUCUAUAGGGGCAUCUGACCCCCCCCCAGAGGAGUCUGGGGGAGGGUCUGACGUCCCCCUCGAGGGCUGGGGGGGUGCCUGACUCCCAACGGGGGGGGGGGUGCUCUGUAGGGAUGCCUGUCUCCCCCACCCAUCAAGGCUAUGAAGUAGCCCUGGGGCCCUAUGGAGGGGUCUUGGGCCCUACUGGGGUGCAUGACACCCUCCCCAGGGCUAUAGGGACCCCAGGGGCCCUAUGGAGAGGUCCUGGGCUCUAUAGGGGCGCUUGAUGCCCAACAUGGGGGUAACAGGGGGGUUCCUGGGGGGUGUCUCGUCCCAAAGGGACAGCCCUAGACUUCCUAUGGAAAACGUAGGGUGUCCUGUAGGGGCCCCCCUACUCCAUGUGCCCUCUUCUCACACCCCCUGGGGGUUUUGUUACCAGCCAACGUCAAGAUCACACUGUGGGGCAAGAGCCCCCCGAAGCCCCCCCCAACCCCUUCCCCGUGCUUUGUUAAUGAAUCAUGAAUCGUGAUCAUGUAAUUAAAGCAAAACCCCACAACGA